AUGCUGGCAUCUAAGAAAAUAAUGAGAGGGAAUUCCACCCUGGUGACUGAAUUUAUUCUCUUGGGAUUGACUGAUCGUCCAGAGCUUCAGCCUGUCCUGUUCGUGCUGUUCCUGGUGAUAUACUUGAUCACUGUAGGGGGAAACGUGGGGAUGUUGAUAUUGAUCAGGAUAGAUUCCCACCUCCACACCCCCAUGUACUUCUUUCUUGCCAGUUUGUCCUGCUUGGAUUUGUGCUAUUCCACUAACGUAACUCCCAAAAUGUUGGUGAAUUUUCUAUCAGAGAAAAAAACCAUUUCCUAUGCUGCUUGUUUAGUCCAAUGUUAUUUUUUCAUUGCCAUGGUGAUUACUGAAUACUACCUGCUGGCUGUGAUGGCUUAUGACAGGUACAUGGCCAUCUGUAACCCUUUGCUUUACAGUAGCAAGAUGUCCACCGGGGUGUGCGUUCGCCUGAUUGUGGGUUCCUAUGUCUACGGGUUCCUGAGUGGCCUGAUGGAAACCAUGUGGACCUACCGGCUGACCUUCUGUGACUCCAAUAUCAUUAACCACUUCUAUUGCGCCGACCCGCCCCUCAUCCGACUCUCUUGCUCGGACACUUUCAUUAAGGAGACAUCCAUGUUUGUGGUAGCAGGAUUUAACCUCUCCAACUCCCUGCUCAUAAUUCUCAUCUCCUACGUCUUCAUUCUCUUGGCUAUUCUGAGGAUGCGUUCGGUGGAAGGCAGACGCAAGGCAUUUUCUACCUGUGGAUCCCAUCUGGUGGCGGUGACUGUGUUCUACGGGACACUGUUCUGCAUGUAUGUUCGACCUCCCACGGACAAGUCAGUGGAACAGUCCAAAAUCAUCGCUGUGUUCUAUACCUUUGUAAGUCCUAUGUUAAACCCCAUCAUUUAUAGUCUGAGGAACAAGGAUGUGAAACAAGCUUUCUGGAAACUCAUCAGAGGAAACGUGCUUUGGAAGUAA
Messenger RNA from Talpa occidentalis (Iberian mole), 957 nucleotides. Its product is annotated as olfactory receptor 1030. The record is from RefSeq and is a predicted model, not a curated record. Gene Ontology annotation, molecular function: odorant binding; olfactory receptor activity; G protein-coupled receptor activity. Lineage: Eukaryota; Metazoa; Chordata; Mammalia; Eulipotyphla; Talpidae. Gene Ontology annotation, biological process: sensory perception of smell; G protein-coupled receptor signaling pathway. The transcript has a single exon. The coding region runs from base 1 to 957 and encodes 318 amino acids. Gene Ontology annotation, cellular component: membrane.